AUGUUUAAGAAAAGAUCUUUAAAUAAUUUAAAAAAUAGAAAAAAGAUAGAAGAUAUAAAAAAUGAAGAUGAGAACAAUGGAGAAAAUAUAAAAAAAGAAGAAAAUAAUAUAGUUGACGAAAAAGAUAUACUUCAAAACAAAAAGAAUAAAAAAGAUAAGGAAAAUAGUGAUGACGAUGUAGUUUGUAAAUAUUUAUUUAAAAAAAAAUUAAAAAAAAUGAACGAAGAAAAGUCUUUACAUUUAAAAAAGCAAAAUAAAUUGAUACAAUCAAAAAGUGAAGAUAUUAAAGAAGUGAAUACAAAUAGAGAGGAUAAUAUAUACAAGGGUGAUAUUAAUGUUUCAAAAAAUUAUGGGAGUUAUGAAAUAGAUCAAGAUACCAGACAUGAUCAUAGAGCAAUAAUGGAAAGAAAUAUUAAAAUAGGAGAAGAAAUAUUAAAAGGAAAUUUAAAAGACAAUAUUUAUAGAGGUAAAGAUGCUUAUGAAAAAGCAUUAAUGAUAAAAAAAGAUAAUUUAGCUAAAAAUAAGUUUACGGGGUUAUAUGGACCUGUAAGAAGUAGCGGAGCAAAUGUUAGAAUGACUUUAAGAAUUGAUUAUGAACCCUGUAUAUGUAAAGAUUAUAAAGAGACAGGAUAUUGUGGUUUUGGGGAUACCUGUAUUUAUUUGCAUGAUAGAAGUGACUAUAAAAGUGGUUGGAAGAUUGAACAAGAAUAUGAAGAAAAAAGAAAAAGAAAUGAAGCUUUAAGAAAAGAAAAAUUAGAAAAAUGGAAUGAAAAAAUGUUAAAAAAGUUAAAAGAAAAGGAAAAAACAUUAAUUAAUUUAAAUGAUAAUAAUGAAGAAAAAAAUGAGAAUGAGAAUGAGAAUAAGAAUAAUGAAAAAUCUAUAUCAUCUUCAUCUGUACUGUCGUCUUCCUCAGAGAAAGAAAAUUUAUCUGAUACAAAUUCAAGUGAUGAUGAAAAUUUUCUUCCUUUUGCAUGUUUAAAAUGUAAAAAAAAAUGGAAACUAGAAAUGAAUCCAAGUGUUACUGAAUGUUUACAUUAUUUUUGUGAAAAAUGUUUUAUUGAAAUGUUUCAAAAAAAUAAAAAGUGCAUUAAAUGUGGAUUACAAUUAAGUGGAAUUAUGAACGCUGCACAAAAUAUUAUUGAUCUCAUAAUUAAAAAAAAGGUUUCCAACUAA
Molecule: messenger RNA, 1173 nt
Organism: Plasmodium gallinaceum
Lineage: Eukaryota; Apicomplexa; Aconoidasida; Haemosporida; Plasmodiidae
Product: zinc finger protein, putative
Exons: 1
Coding region: 1-1173 (390 amino acids)
Biological process (GO): snoRNA splicing
Cellular component (GO): U2-type spliceosomal complex
Molecular function (GO): metal ion binding
Source: RefSeq, a predicted model, not a curated record